This is a messenger RNA of Rodentolepis nana, 2385 nucleotides long. The record is from the annotation of a GenBank genome assembly. NCBI's taxonomy places the organism in Eukaryota, Metazoa, Platyhelminthes, Cestoda, Cyclophyllidea, Hymenolepididae.
AUGUUUGAUCUAAUGGGCGGGGCAGACUUUCCCACCUCUGAGUUAAUAAUAUCAAUUACAAUUUUAGAGUGUGGCCAUGGAAUGGGCGGACAACGAGUUCGUUACAUUCGAGCCAGAAAUCCCAGAGGCUCAAAAACCAUUGACGACUUUCUCAAAGUGUAUAACUUACCCCCGUUUACCGCUGAAGAUGCUAAAGCGGAUGAAGAGUUUGUCAAAACGUAUCUGUCCCCCACUUCAAGUGAAUUUAUGCUAACCCCUUUGAUGCGUGCAGCUGUUGUUGACUGGAUGACCGGAAUGCAAGUUCUUUUUGAUACCGAUGUGACUGCCCUCCACAUUGCUACCCUCCUUCUGGAUUCCUUUACUUGGAUCAAUAGGGAAAUAAAACCAAGAGAUUAUUUAAAAAUUGCGACUGUUAGCCUAAUAUCAGCGAUAAAGAUGACAAAAAAAGGAAUUGUGCUCAAGGACAUCAUUAAAGGAGUUCAUGAAUUUUGCAAGGAAAUGUUCACUAUGGAAGAGAUCUGGAAAGCCUUGUGCAAAUUUGAAUGCGAAUUUGUUCGUAGAGAUUUCAAAAAGCUAAUUCCACACUUCUAUCUCCUUCAUUGUCUCCAGGUCAUGCCAGACUUCGAAAUGAGUGUAUGGAAAAAGUUUGUGGCCUUGUGUUUAUAUCUCCUCGAUCUUGGUGCCCUGAAUAUCGGACUAGUUAAGUAUUCAGCACGAGUUAAAUGUGCUGGAGUGCUCUGCUGUGUGCGAGAGCUUUUCAGAAAAUUCUGUGACUGCUCAUUUGAUGAAAAACAUGACCCACGAACUAGAUGCAUUUAUCAUAGGAUGUCGCCUAUGAGUUAUGAGAUGCAAGAAGUCCUCCAACUCUGCUACAAUGACCAAGUUCGGAGUGCAGCUCAAAUAUACAAGAAAAUGCUCGUGCAGGCUAAGAAAGUUUCACAGAACCCCAUUCCUGCCUAUACCAAGAACUGUCCCGAGCCAUUUAUGGCUGCUUACAACAAAUUCAAGUCAGAUGCCUACUUCGGAAUAGCGAGGCUUGAAAAGCUCCCAAAUUAUCAGAGAGCCAAAACCUACUACUUUGUUAUUGGGGCCAGUACGGAUCAUUAUAUCGAUUUGAUACGACCAGCCGGUUCCGAAUUCCUCAUCACCUCAGCAGGAACCAUACUGCGAGCCUGCCUGCGUCCUGUCAAGCCAGAGAUUUUACCACGGUUGUCACAAGACGGGAAGAAGAAGACCAGUAAUGGAACAAAACGCAGAGCAAUUCGCAGUGAUAUAACUGGCAAAACAAUAUUAAAUGAAAGCAGGAGAGAUGCGAUUCUCAAGGCACCGGCGGUUAAAACCGGCUGUGCCAUUUACAACAAAACUCUUGAACUGAUGACCACAUUCAUGGGUGGCUGGAGGCGAAAGAAUGUGGAUUCUCUCAACCACAUUCAUAUAAACGGUCACCAACCAAGCUCAAAGUCCGCUUCCGUUGGACCAUAUGUCUAUCUCAGAAGUAUUUUGAAUUAUGAGCUGAUUCAGGAUGAUAGGAUCAUUUCGACCUACAACCCCAACGGUCCAUCAAUGAGUUGCAUAUCAUCAGAUUGGCGGGCCGAUCUCUUUAAUCGGUUGAUUCGGCUUCAGCAACAUAUUGGCUUCAGUACAGAAACUGAACACCUGGCUACUGUACUAGUGGAUCGAUAUACCUGGCGUAAGCUAGUAGAUCCAAAUCACUACGACCUUCUUGGUAUGGUGGCGAUUUCCAUAGCGGCCAAGAUUACUUGUCGGAGACGAAAAGUCACUUUUACCCAGCUUUGUAGCCUGCCAAUGAAUAAAUAUCAAUGCAGUGAUAUGGCAGAGAUGGAGUUGAAGAUAUUUAAAGUCCUUGAUUAUGAUCUCGUUAGUCCAAUUCCACACACUUUUCUGGGCUUUGCAGUCGCCGCAUCACUGGAAGUGCUAAAAGAACUCGGCGAAAACGAGUAUUUUCUGCUAGCUCGAUACAUCUUCGAGCUCGGCUUGAUGGAAAUGGCUCUAUCCCAGUGUUCUGCUAGUCUAAAGUGUGCAGCAGCAAUCUACCUAAUUCGCCAUCUUCUUCGACUUCAGGGUCGGAGAUUACUCAGCAAACAUCACCUGUUAAAUCUGCCCCUAUGGACGAAUAAGUUGGCAUCAGCUACUGGCCACAAGGAGGGCAAAGCUUUGAGACAUACUGCCUAUAUCUACGGUCUUAUGCUAAUUGAAGCACAGUUCCUCCUUAAUGAAAUAGCACCACCGGGGAAAAUGACCGGUUGUGCUACUAAGUAUAGAGCUGCCUUUCAUAAAUACCUCCAUGAAAACAGUGCAUAUAUUGCCAUUCACCCACUUGUGAGUGAAUUCACCACCUCGGAUAUCGAAUGUUUCUUGUAUUAA